AUGGAAAUUGAAGACUUGAAGGUGUUUCUAAAUGACAGCUUCAAGAUAAAAGAUCUGGGCAGGGUACACUACUUCCUGGGUUUAGAGUUUUCUCACAAAGAUGAUGGUGUGAUAAUAUCUCAGAGGAAGUUCACCCUUGACUUUCUCAAAGAGUAUCAGUGCAUGGACUACAACAACUUUACUUCACCACUAGACCCAACAGUCAAGCUCAAGGCAAAAGAGGAAGAGGCUUUGACAGAUCCUACUUACUAUAGGAAACUAGUGGGGAAGCUCAAUUUCCUCACCAAUACUAGACUAGACAUAGCCUACAGUGUACAAAAUCUGAGCCAAUUCAUGGAUGACACCAGACAACCUCACUUGAAAGCAGUCUUUCAUCUACUUAGAUAUUUAAAAACAGAUCCAACCCUAGGGAUAUUCAUGUCUAGAGAUACAAAUUAUACUUUCAGGGACUACUGUGAUUCUAACUGGGCAGUAUGCCCAGAUUCCCGAAAAUCUAUAAGUGGCUAUCAUGUAUUAUUGGGCAGCAGUCCUGUUAGCUGGAAGUCCAAGAAGCAUGCCACUAUUUCAUUGUCUUCUGCAGAAGUAGAGUAUAGAGCUCUGAGAAAGGUAGUGGGGGAAUUGGUGUGGCUUAGUAGACUGUUUGAAGAACUUACAGUUCCUUUCCCCAAGCCUAUUGUAGUGUUCUGUGAUAGCUAG
Molecule: messenger RNA, 696 nt
Organism: Nicotiana tabacum (common tobacco)
Lineage: Eukaryota; Viridiplantae; Streptophyta; Magnoliopsida; Solanales; Solanaceae
Source: RefSeq, a predicted model, not a curated record